Stegodyphus dumicola is the source of this 2253-nucleotide messenger RNA. RefSeq lists its product as uncharacterized. The record is from RefSeq and is a predicted model, not a curated record. NCBI's taxonomy places the organism in Eukaryota, Metazoa, Arthropoda, Arachnida, Araneae, Eresidae.
AUGUUAGGAAAUUUAUUAGAAUUUCUUCGUCUGGAAGUCGAAAGUGAAGAGCGGUUACAGCUUGCUCGAUCAGGGUUUGCGAAUGAUCAAUUUGAAAAAUUGAAAACGAAAGAAAAUAUUCCCACUGCAGCUUGUAUUGUAUCUAAUGAAAAGCAAAGAGCUGAGAAAAAUGGCAAGCAUUUUUUGGACGAAAAGAAGAUAUGUGGUGCGAUUCCACGCGUAGAGGAUCCUGAUAUUUAUCCAAUUUUGAAAAGGAAAAAUAUACGCUUAAGUGAUACAGGAGAAUAUGUGCCUGAAAUAGGUUUAUUAAUAGGAGCUGAUUAUCUUGGCGCAUUAUUGACUGGGAGAAUUGAGCCAUUGAUAAUAAUUGGUAGCUAUUACAACAAAACUGGAUGGACGCUUCAAGGUAAACAAAGAACUACUCAAAAUCUUUGGAAAGUAUUGUAUAUGCUAAUAAUUGGAUUUGACGGAAUUAUGGAGCCUAGAUGUCAUCGGUAUAGAUGUCCUGCAGAAGUAAAGUCAAAGCAGGUAACCGAUGAAGAAACGGUAGAUUUUUUUCGUAAAACUAUUAAAAGAAACGAAGACAAAAGAUAUGAAGUAUGUUUGCCAUGGAAAAGUGGACGUCCAGAAUUAGAAACGAAUAAGGAAUUAGCCACUAAACGGUUAAUGUCAACUACCAAAAAUCUCAUACGAUCUGGACAUUUAAGAGAAUACGAUGAUGUGUUUAAGGAGUGGGUUCGGGAUGGAAUUAUUGAAAUUGUAGACAAAGACGAGAAAAAGGGACACUAUUUACCACACCAUCCUGUGAUAAAAACUGGUGUAACAACAACAAAAAUUCGUCCGGUUUUUGAUGCGUCGACUACAGAUUCCAAAGGAAAUUCCUUGAAUAAUUGUUUAGAAAAGGGGCCAAAUUUAUUAGAAUUGGUACCCAAAUUGAUAAUGCAGUUCCGGAAAAAAGAUAUUGGCAUAACGUCAGACAUCAAAAAAGCAUUUUUACAAAUCAGUUUGAAUCCAGAGGAUAGGGAGUAUUUUAAAUGUCUGUGGUGGAAGGAUUUAUCAAGACGAGAAGAAAUAAUCACUCUCCGACAUUGUAGAGUGGUAUUUGGUGCUUCUCCUAGUCCAUUUUUACUAGAAGCAACUAUAGCUUACCAUCUAGAGACAGCUUCGGAUGAAAGGAAGCACACAUCUUGUCAACUCAAAGAAUCUUUUUAUGUGGACAACUGUAUUACGAGUUUAGUAACUAAAGAAGAGGCAGAAAAAUUUAUUUCUGAAGCUAAGGAGCUGAUGUCUGCAGCACAAUUCGAACUACGAGGCUGGGUUACUUCUGAAAAAAUUGUAGAAGAGACACAUGACAAAUUCAUUUCAAUUCUAGGUCUCUCUUGGGACACUGAAACCGAUGAACUUUUUUGCGGCAGUAUGGUUGAAAUUCCAGAAAAAAGGAUUACUAAAAGAGUUGUGUUAUCGGCUGCCCAAAGAUUAUUUGACCCUAUUGGGAUAACAUGUCCCGUUUCAUUGAUACCAAAAGUAUUGCUUCAAAACAUUUGGAAAAGGAAAAUUAAUUGGGACGACGUACUUCCAAUAGAUAUAUCAAAUAGAUUUUUAGCCUGGGUCAAGAAACUAUCUUUACUGAAAGAAUGUAAGAUUCCACGGAGACUCGUCUCAGGUCCAUUUGAAGACUGCCGAAUAAGUCUACAUUGUUUUUGUGAUGCCAGUGAAGUUUCCUAUGCUGCUUGUAUUUUCUUACGUUCUGAAUUUAAUGAGAAGAUUUCUGUCAAGUUAGUAACGAGUAAGUCAAGAGUGGCACCUACCAAAGAGAUUACAAUUCCUAGAUUAGAACUUUUGGGAGCUUUGAUCUUAUCAAGAUUAUAUGGUCAAGUCGUAGACGGACUGGAAUUGAAAGACAAUACAGUGUAUUUUUGGACUGAUUCAACUGUUGCUUUAACUUGGAUCAAAAGAGAGAGUUCUUGGAAUACGUUUGUAGGAAACAGAGUCACAGAAAUAAGAAAGAAUAGAAAUCCGAAUGACUGGCAUUUUGUGCCAGGGCAUAUGAACCCAGCAGAUUUUCCUUCAAGAGGUUGUGAUGCUAAGAAUUUAUUGAAAAGCGAAUGGUGGGAAGGCCCAGAAUGGUUAUGGAAGUCACAAGAAUUUUGGCCAUUAAGUGAAAAACAAGUCAUUGAUGAAAAUUUGGUUAGAUCGGAAGAGAGAAAAAUGAUAGUUAGUAAUGUGGAGCAUGGAUCAGUUAACUUCACUUGA